GGAGCACAGUGGUAACAGGGAGGGGGGGCGGAGGACGUGGUCACCGAGGGGAGCCCCCGCCCCCUUCACGGAGGCCAAGGCUGGGGUUGCAGAGAGAACUGGAACUGAGCUCGCCCUAGGGGAAGGCUGCGCGGCCAAUCCGUCCCCUCCCCCACAGCCUACUCCGAGGGGGUGGGCGAUAGAGAAGAGGUUGGGGUUGGAGCAGCAGUGAGGGGGGCCCCUCCCUGGCACCUCCCCCCCCCCCACCAGACUUGGUCGCGCCCGAAGUGUAACACUUUCUCUUUGUCGGAGGAGCUCCUCUGUUUCCUGUGCAGCAGCUCCCGUUGCGGCGGCACCCUUUGCAGCCCUGGCGGACGAAGGAGCGAUGGCAGCGGCCGAUAUAGCUCGCCAGGUGGGCGAAGGUUGCCGAACUGUGCCCCUGGCUGGACAUGUGGGGUUUGACAGCUUGCCUGACCAGCUGGUGAAUAAGUCAGUCAGCCAGGGCUUCUGCUUCAACAUCCUGUGCGUGGGGGAGACAGGUUUGGGCAAGUCCACCCUCAUGGAUACCCUGUUCAACACCAAGUUUGAGGGCGAGCCAGCCACCCACACACAGCCAGGUGUUCAGCUCCGAUCUAAUACCUAUGACCUCCAGGAAAGCAACGUGGGGCUGAAGCUCACGAUUGUGAGCACUGUGGGCUUUGGGGACCAGAUCAACAAGGAGGACAGCUAUAAGCCCAUCGUGGAAUUCAUAGAUGCUCAGUUUGAGGCCUACCUGCAGGAGGAGCUGAAGAUCCGGAGAGUACUGCACACCUACCACGACUCCCGAAUCCAUGUCUGCUUGUACUUCAUCGCCCCCACAGGACAUUCACUUAAGUCUCUGGACCUAGUAACCAUGAAGAAGCUGGACAGUAAGGUGAAUAUCAUCCCCAUCAUUGCCAAAUCAGAUGCCAUCUCUAAGAGUGAGCUGACAAAGUUCAAGAUCAAAAUCACCAGUGAACUUGUGAGCAAUGGAGUCCAGAUCUAUCAGUUCCCCACGGAUGAUGAGUCAGUGGCCGAGAUCAAUGGAACCAUGAAUGCCCACCUGCCAUUCGCUGUUGUUGGCAGCACGGAAGAAGUGAAGAUUGGCAACAAGAUGAUGAGGGCACGGCAGUAUCCUUGGGGGACGGUGCAGGUUGAGAAUGAGGCCCACUGCGACUUUGUGAAGCUGCGGGAGAUGCUGAUUCGGGUCAACAUGGAGGAUCUGCGGGAGCAGACCCACACCCGGCACUAUGAACUGUACCGCCGCUGUAAGCUGGAGGAGAUGGGCUUCAAGGACACCGACCCUGACAGCAAGCCAUUCAGUUUACAGGAGACCUAUGAGGCGAAAAGAAAUGAGUUUCUUGGGGAGCUCCAGAAAAAAGAAGAGGAGAUGAGACAGAUGUUUGUUCAGAGAGUCAAAGAGAAAGAAGCUGAGCUCAAGGAGGCAGAAAAAGAGCUGCAUGAGAAGUUUGACCGUCUGAAGAAGCUGCACCAGGAAGAGAAGAAGAAGCUGGAGGAUAAGAAGAAGUCCCUGGAUGAUGAAGUGAACGCUUUCAAACAGAGAAAGACGGCGGCUGAGCUGCUCCAGUCUCAGGCUUCUCAGGCUGGAGGCUCGCAGACUCUGAAAAGGGACAAAGAGAAGAAGAAUUAACUCUGCUGUUUGCUGCAUGCUGCAUGAGACCCAGGGUCCUGCUUUUUUUAACCUUGUCUUCAGCAGCUGUACUAAGUCUAAGAGAGAAGACUGCCAUUAUAGAAGAAUUAGUUAGGGCUCCAUAUUGUCGCAAGCAAGAAACCAACCAGUUCCCCUCCCCUGCAACUGCACAUAUACACCACACUCAAGUGUACAUGUGUCCCUGAGUCUAGGCAAGAAGCUCUCUUCUGACUCACAUUGUCCUUCACGUGGAAGUGUCUUGUCCUAAACUCAAAAGGCAGGAAAAGAAUCAUGAGAGCUGGAAAUGGAGCACAUGUGACCUCAGAGAGACAACGACAGGACCAUUCACCAGGCGUGAAGUGACUGGGGCAGGGGACCUCAGCUGUGGGUGUGGAAGCGCUGUUCAAGAGGUCUUGAGUUUUACGCUUUUUUAAAACCAGUUCUCUGUUUCAAUGGGUUGACUGUCUUCAGCCACUAUUCAGCUGAUUCUGAAUAUGGAAGAGAAAGCUGAGUGACAUUUGCAUCUUCAGCAUUCACAGGACCUUCUGCAGACCCCAGCAAGGGAGAAAUGAAGCAGGAACUCUCAGCUGGAGAAAGAGACUGAGGGGCUUUCAGUUUAGGGAGAGCAAAGUUCUCAAUGAAAACUUCCAAGGGAAUUCAGGGGCUUUGCAAGAGGUUUCUGCUCAACGUGGUAUCUGUAAGGAGAGCUUUGAUGUUGGUAAAUCUGCCUUCAAUUCACUGGCUUUGCGUAACAUCUGAAUACCAUGUGCUCCUCCCCACGUAGCCAUACCACAAACACCGACAUUCUGCUGUCCCGUCUCUUGAGAGAGCCUCUUUGCAUGUUCUCCAGAAUCUGUGUUCGCUUUUUUCCUUUCUUUUCUGGGGUUCUUUUUGCUCAAAGGUGUGACCAGUCACUCUGGGGCUUUCAUUUUCCACAAGAUCCAUCCCAGAACCAGCACUGUUUAGCUCAUUAUCUUUUUAAUGUCCAUGUCAAUUUUCAAUAAAAUUCAAAGAAAUGCU
Molecule: messenger RNA, 2668 nt
Organism: Mesocricetus auratus (golden hamster)
Lineage: Eukaryota; Metazoa; Chordata; Mammalia; Rodentia; Cricetidae
Gene: Septin6
Product: septin 6
Exons: 11
Coding region: 365-1648 (427 amino acids)
Biological process (GO): cilium assembly; cytoskeleton-dependent cytokinesis
Cellular component (GO): septin complex; cell division site; microtubule cytoskeleton
Molecular function (GO): molecular adaptor activity; GTPase activity; GTP binding
Source: RefSeq, a predicted model, not a curated record